AUGGUUGGAGAAAACAAAGAAACACCAUCCAAUCAGACUGGAUCAACCACCCAGGGUCAAACCCAAUCAAACUCAUCUAAUGCGACCCAAGGAACUCAACCUGCACAACCUACACAACAACAACAACAAUCUCAACAAAAACCUGGUGGUGCACGUCCGGCCCAAGGUAGAUUGAACCAGGCCCAAUAUUCACAAGCUGAUUUGGAUAGAAUAGUUUUGGAAUAUUUAAAUAAAAAGGGAUACCAUAGAACCGAAGCUCAGCUUAGACUUGAAAGUUCCAAUAUCCCAACACAAAGCGUACCACCGGCAACUCCUGCAACAACAACUUUGGCAACACCCAGUGAAUUGACAAAUAAUGAUAAUAACAAAGAGCUUAAAGAUAAAUUGACAAAAAGCGAAAGAGAGUUGAAGGAAUUGCGUGAAAAACAGGCCAAGAUUGAACGAGAAUUAAAGGAAACGAAAGAUCGUGAAGUGAAAGCCGCAAAGGAAAAGGAUUUAAAGGAGUUGAAGGAAUUGGAAAGUAAAAAGAAAAGAGAAAACAAUCCUGAAAUUUAUUGCACUGCCUAUUCGAUGUUGAGAAGAUGGGUGGAUUCUUCGUUGGAUUUAUAUAAACCUGAAUUAGCACGAGUUUUGUAUCCGUUAUUCAUCCAUUGUUUCUUGGAAUUAAUUUCUAAAGGUUUUCCAAAUGAAGCCAAGGAUUUUUUCGACAAGUUCAAAUCAGAUCACUUGAUCUUGCACGGUGUUGAAGUCAAAAAGUUUGCAGGGUUAUCAUUACCUGAACAUUUAGAAGAAAAUGAUUUGGCUACAGCUUACAGAAAAUACAAGUAUCGUAUUUUGGUUUCUAAAACAUCAUUAAACUUGUUGUUGUAUUUUCUUCAUGAAAAUGAAGCCGUUGGUGGAGGUAUUUUAAUCCGUAUAAUUAAUCAAUACUUGGAUCCUGUUAUUUCCACUACAAGACCUGAUAAGAUCGACCAAGAGGGCGAAGCUAAUCCAGAAGAAGGUAUUUCCAAGUAUGUUGCUGACACUAACGAGGUUGAAAAAUUCAACGAGCAAACUGUUAAGUUGGGUAAGAUGCCUAUUGACCCGGAGGUUUCCAAAGAAGUUGAAGCUGAAUUGAAGCUUAAAGAUGAGAAAAUUGAACUGGUGAAUGGGAAAACACUAACUGAAGAGUUCCAAGAAAUGAUCAAACCCGAACUGGACCUGCCGGCUAGGGAAUCCUUGCCUUUACCUUUGAAGGAUGCAAAUGACAUAAAGAAAAUGAUUUUGCAAGUUGAAGAUUCCCGAUCCAAGAUUAAAUUAGGUGCCAUUCAAGCAAGUUCUCCAUCCGUGUGUAUGUACACGUUCCAUAACACGAAUAACGACAUGACUUGUAUUGAAUUCAAUGAUGAUUCUACCAUGGCAGCAGCCGGGUUCCAAGAUAGUUAUAUCAAAUUGUGGAGUCUUGAUGGUAAGCCGUUGAAAUCGGUAUUGAAGAGAGAUAGACACAAACCACAGGACAAUACACGAAAGUUGAUUGGUCACAGUGGUCCAGUGUACGGGGUUUCUUUUUCACCUGACAACAAGUACCUUUUGUCGUGCUCCGAGGACAAGACUGUCAGAUUGUGGUCAUUGGACACAUACACGGCAUUGGUUUCGUAUAAAGGUCAUACUCAGCCUGUAUGGGAUGUUAAAUUUUCACCAUUGGGACAUUAUUUUGUCACUGCAUCCCACGAUCAAACUGCGAGAUUAUGGGCAACUGACCAUAUUUACCCAUUGCGUAUAUUUGCGGGCCAUAUUAAUGAUGUUGAUUGUGUUGAGUUCCAUCCUAACUCGAAUUAUGUUUUCACUGGUUCAAGUGAUAGAACAUGUCGUAUGUGGGACGUACAAACAGGAAACUGUGUGAGAGUAUUCUUAGGACAUACUAAUCCAGUCAAUUGUCUUGCUGUUUCUCCAGAUGGUAGAUGGUUGGCCAGUGGUGGUGAAGACGGUAUAAUUUGUGUUUGGGACAUUGGAAGCGGCAGAAGAUUGAAGUCCAUGAGAGGACAUGCUAGAGCAUCAAUCUACUCAUUGGCCUUUUCAAAAGAUGGUACUGUUUUGAUCAGUGGAUGUGCAGAUAAUAGUGUUAGAGUAUGGGAUGUCAAGAAGAAUACAAACGACGCAGGUCCAGAACCUGAGGCGUUUGUCAAUAAUAAUAACAGUAACAAUGGAGCAAACUCAGCCGAUGGCAAUCAAUCAUCACAAAAUCAACAACAACAACAACAACAACAACAACAACAACCAACCAAAAAGGAGUCAAUUGCUACAAGUGAUCACAUGAAUGCAUUUUUUACGAAAAAGACUCCAGUGUACAAGGUUCAUUUUACACGUCGGAACUUAUGUCUUGCGGCUGGUUCUUUUCAAGGUUAA
Messenger RNA from Candida tropicalis MYA-3404, 2385 nucleotides. RefSeq names its product chromatin modification protein. Lineage: Eukaryota; Fungi; Ascomycota; Pichiomycetes; Serinales; Debaryomycetaceae. Gene Ontology annotation, cellular component: transcription factor TFIID complex. Gene Ontology annotation, biological process: transcription initiation at RNA polymerase II promoter. Gene Ontology annotation, molecular function: RNA polymerase II general transcription initiation factor activity; protein binding. The transcript has a single exon. The record is from RefSeq and is a predicted model, not a curated record. Bases 1 to 2385 code for a protein of 794 amino acids.